AUGAACGUGAACCCGCACAUCCACCAUCUCCAACAGCAGUAUCAACAACAGGGCGCCGCGCAAGCAGGGCAGCUGCCCCAAUUGUCGCAAAUGCUGAUGCAGCAUCAAUUACAGAGACAACAAUUGAUCAAUCAGCAUCUUCAGCAACAACUGCAACAACAGCUGCAACAGCAAGGUGGCACAUCAUCCAACCCACUUUUAGCGGCGUUAAACGGAAACCAGAAUCCCAAUCUUGCCAAUCCCGGCGCUAACACGGCCAGUGUUCUCAAUCAGAAAGUGAAUCCACUUUUACAGAUGCAGAUGCAACAACAAGUGCAGCAGCAACAGUCUCAACCAAGGAUGUUCCCAAAUCAGCAACCGAUUCCACAGCAGCAACAACUAGGGCAGGCGCCUCAACAGGUGCCUAUAAUCAAAGAUGUGUGGAACUUCAACUUGGAGUACGAAUUUAACAACCUCAGAAACUUUAUUGACGACAAAUCAUCAAAAAUUUUUAUCUCCAUUCAUCAGGAAAUUCCCGGCAUUGUGGCUAGACCGUUGGGCACUUUCAAACUGUCGGCUGAUUACCACUUUCAGUGUUUGAGAUCUAACCUGGAUAUCCUAAAUCUCAUUCAGUUAUCUCUCUGUGCGGUGAAGAUGCAAAAUGACAAAAUCAGCAAUUCCGUCAUAUGGCAAUUUAAUUUCGCUUACGACGUUACGCAAGAAAUGUUUAAUGAGGAGCAUUUGUACAUGUUGACUCAAACCUCCCAAAUCAACUUUGCCAUGCACAUGAGCCAGGGUAUUUCUCACCACGCAUUUGCCGAACUAAUGAUCGAAAGCGGCCUUCUAUUGGACCAGUCGAUAAACUGGUUGAGUUACCAUUCAGGGUACGACUUGGGCUUCCUAAUUUCUCUUUUGACAAACGACGUCUUACCUCAAGACGAGAAGGAGUUUUUCUGGUGGUGUACUAAGUAUUUCCCCAAUUUUUUUGAUUUGAAACAUAUUGGUAACCAACUUUUGAGCGGUGGUGGCAAAGGUGGUGGCAACUCGAACGCUAAUAACGACAUAGGUGGACUAAGUAACUCAACGUCAUCGGGUGCAGCUGGAGACAUCAAGAAAGGCCUCACAGGAAACAAUAAACCUUCUGUGGAAUAUCUUGCAGAGGAAUUGCAUUUGCUUCCAAUAUCUCCUCUCAUUCGACAGUACUUUGCGUCAAGCUCAGCAGGUCAGUUUGCCAAUCAUCAGCAUCAACAAAUGACAUCCACACUUCACGCUUACUUGCUAAUGGAGUGCUUCAAAGAGCUCUACAGACAGUUGGGCGGAGAAUUCUCUGUUUUUGAGAAGUACAAGGGUUACUUGUUCGGGUUAGGGGAUGCUACUGAGGCAGCUCAGGAGAGCGAAAAGGGGUCGACCACAAAGCAAUGGUAG
This is a messenger RNA of Candidozyma auris, 1404 nucleotides long. RefSeq names its product CCR4-NOT core DEDD family RNase subunit POP2 (gene POP2). Gene Ontology annotation, cellular component: P-body; CCR4-NOT complex; CCR4-NOT core complex. The transcript has a single exon. Bases 1 to 1404 code for a protein of 467 amino acids. Gene Ontology annotation, molecular function: nucleic acid binding; poly(A)-specific ribonuclease activity. Lineage: Eukaryota; Fungi; Ascomycota; Pichiomycetes; Serinales; Metschnikowiaceae. The record is from RefSeq and is a predicted model, not a curated record.